UGAUCGUUCGAGAUAACGCCGAAUGAAAGGCUUUGAUUUGGAAAAGCAGCUUUAGAAAAUCGAGCAUUAUAUUUUGGGUUGCACUCCCGGUUUUACGCAACAGGAUCAAACCUGUCCAAUCAGAAAAAAAUGGGAGAUGUUUCAGCAGACAUGAUUACUGUAGAGAUGCUCAGAGAGGCCUGUGAGACUGUGAGGUGCAGCCCGAUGGAUGUUAUCAAGACGCCGAUGAUCCCAUGGAGCCAAACCACACUGCCACUCCACACCUCCUGCAAUAUUCACAUCAAACUGGAGAACAUGCAGCGCACAGGUUCGUUUAAAAUAAGAGGUGUUGCAAACCAGUUUGCCAAGAGACACAAAGGGGACCAUUUUGUGACCAUGUCUGCUGGGAAUUAUGGGAAAGCUUUUUCAUACGCAUGCAAGCAUUAUGGAUCCAAAGGCAAAGUGGUGAUGCCAGAAACUGCUCCCAUCUCCAGAUCUGUGCUUAUACAAAAUUUGGGAGUUGAGGUUGAAAGAGUCCCAACUACUCAGCUCAUGGGUGUUGUAAACCGGUGUGUUCAAGAGGACGGCAUGACUUUCCUUCAUUCCAUUGAUGAUCCUGACCUCAUCGCUGGACAUUCCAGCUUAGGUUUUGAGAUCCUGGAUGUCGUACCCUAUCCAGAUGUGGUGGUUGUUUGCUGUGGUGGUGGAGGGUUACUUUCUGGUGUGGCCGCUGCCAUCAAACUGUCUGGUUGUGAAGACACAAAGAUCUAUGGAGUUGAACCAGAAGGAGCAUGUACAAUGUAUAAGAGCUUCAUUGAGAAGAGGCCUGUUGGUAUGGACGCUAAAAGCAUUGCUUCAGGGCUGGCACCUCCAUUUGCAGGAAUGCUUGCGUAUCAGCUUUGUCAGAGGUAUGUGGAGAAGAUUGUGCUGGUGAGCGACGAGGAGAUCAAAUCUGCCGUUUCCACGCUUUACAAAGCCGGUCUGGUUGUUGAACCUUCGGGCACUGCUGCGUUCACUGCCAUCAUCAAUGACAAAAUACCAGAUAUUCAGGAUAAGAAUGUGGUGGUGAUUCUCAGUGGAGGAAAUAUUGGCAAAGAUGAGCUUAACAACUUCCCAGACUGAGAAUUAAAAAAAAAAAAGUCUUACCAAUCUACAUAUCUUUACAAAUAUUGUUGGGUUAGUUACUUCAAAAUAGCUAUUCAUUACUAAUUACAUUAUUAUAAAAAUGUAUUUUAAUUACUUUUUUUAAAUGACAAAAAUAACUUAAUUACUUAAUAAUUAACUGAAUUUCUUAAGUCAACACGACUUAAAUUUUCCUAUUAAUCUCAAUGCAUAGAAACUAAACUCUUUAAUUAUUUAAAGUUGAGCCAUUAUCUUUAUUAAAAGUGCAACACUUGAAGAAAAAUAAACAUGAUGUAUGUAAAAACACAAAAAAUUUAAAGCAAUGACCUAUUUCUAUUUAACCAAAAUCUUCGAAAAAAGAAUUAUUCUGCAAAAUACAUUUGUUUACCCCAAAAAACUGCUCUUUUUCACGAAUAGAUUGAAUUACAGUAUUUAAGGCAAGUAUAUUAUAAUUAAAUGACCUAAAAAUGAAGUUAUCUCUAACUUUUUAAGGUAAAAGUAAUCUAAUUACAGUAACUAGUUACUUUGUAACUAAUUACACCCAACACUGAUUACAAACACAUACCUUUUAUAUAUUUAGCCUUUUCUGAAGUAGAAGAAGAAAAAACAAAAUCACCUUUCUCCUUUCCAUAGAAUACCUUUAAAAAAUGGGCUCCAUAAAAAUAUAAGCAAGCGUAAACUUGUAAAAUAAUAAAAUUGAGGUUUAGAAAUACACGAUGAGGAUAAGAAAAUGACGUAUUUUCAUUUCGGGGUAACUUUUUUUGUCAAGUUAAUGUACUGACAACUAAAUGUUGUUUUUAUAAUUAAUUACACUAAUAAUUUACAGUACAAAUUGUACAAUCAUCAGCAAAUUACAUGGAUACCUGUUGAAUAUGAAAACACAGUAAAUAAACUAAUAAAUGUGAACUUGUAAAAAUAAAAUGUGCUGUGAAAAGUGUA
Molecule: messenger RNA, 2040 nt
Organism: Danio rerio (zebrafish)
Lineage: Eukaryota; Metazoa; Chordata; Actinopteri; Cypriniformes; Danionidae
Source: RefSeq, a predicted model, not a curated record